Westerdykella ornata is the source of this 1740-nucleotide messenger RNA. Its product is annotated as CTP synthase. The coding region runs from base 1 to 1740 and encodes 579 amino acids. The transcript is spliced from 4 exons. Gene Ontology annotation, cellular component: cytoplasm; cytoophidium. Gene Ontology annotation, molecular function: CTP synthase activity; identical protein binding. Lineage: Eukaryota; Fungi; Ascomycota; Dothideomycetes; Pleosporales; Sporormiaceae. The record is from RefSeq and is a predicted model, not a curated record. Gene Ontology annotation, biological process: pyrimidine nucleobase biosynthetic process; CTP biosynthetic process.
AUGAAGUACGUGCUUGUAUCUGGUGGCGUCAUCAGCGGCGUGGGGAAGCACGUCUCCUCGAUCAAAAUUGACCCCUACCUCAAUGUGGACGCGGGCACGAUGAACCCGAAGGAGCAUGGCGAAGUCUUCGUCCUCUCCGACGGCGGCGAGGUUGACCUCGAUCUCGGCAACUACGAGCGCUACCUCAACAUUACCCUCACGCGAGACAACAACAUCACCACGGGCAAGAUCUACCAACACGUCAUUGAGCGAGAACGCAGAGGCGACUAUUUGGGAAAGACAGUGCAGGUGGUUCCGCAUAUCACCGAUGCCAUCCAGGCUUGGGUCGAGAGGGUAGCCAAGAUUCCCGUGGAUGACACUGGUGAGGAGCCCGACGUGUGCAUUAUUGAACUUGGUGGUACUGUUGGAGAUAUCGAGAGCAUGCCUUUUGUCGAAGCGAUGACCGAAUUGCGACGGAAAGCAGGGAAGAAUAAUUUCCUGCAGAUCCACGUGUCGUAUGUACCCGUCAUCCAUGGGGAGCAGAAGACGAAGCCGACACAGCACUCGAUCAAGGCUGCCCGCAGGGAGGGUCUGCUCCCAGAUCUGAUUGCCUGCCGCUGCGAGCGCGACCUUUUGCCGGGAUCAAUCGAGAAGAUUGCUCAUUUCUGCUUCGUCGACAAGACCCAGGUCAUUGUCGUGAAAGACAUGCCCUCGAUCUACCAAGUUCCCAUACUCCUCGAACAACAAGGCCUCAUUCCCCUUCUCCAGGACAUCCUCGAUCUGAAGAGUAUCUCCCUCUCUCCGGAAGCCAUCCAGAAGGGGCGGCGUACCUGGGAUCAGUGGAAGUACCUCACGGCACCCGAGAACUCGCGCUUCUACGAGACUGUAUCCAUUGCCUUGGUGGGCAAGUACACCGAGCUGCAGGACUCAUAUCUCUCGGUUGUGAAGGCGCUCGAGCACUCGGCGAUGAGAUGCAAACGCAAACUGGAGAUCCGAUGGGUGGAUUCCGAGGACCUCGAACCCAGCAAGAGUUCCGCAGACCCGGCCGCCUAUCAUACAGCUUGGCACUCCAUUUGCACAGCUUCCGGUAUCCUUGUUCCUGGUGGCUUCGGUAUCCGCGGCACAGAGGGCAAAAUUGCUGCUGCCAAGUGGGCGCGUGAAAACAAAGUCCCCUAUCUGGGCAUCUGCCUUGGGAUGCAGAUUGCGGUCAUUGAGUAUGCCCGUAACGUCUGCGGCAUCAAGGGUGCUACUUCUGAGGAGUUCAACGGGGAAGCUGCCGACAAGCUCAUCAUGUUCAUGCCCGAGGUCGACAAGGAGACGAUGGGUGCCACGAUGCGCUUGGGGCUGCGACCCACGCUCUUCCAGCCUGGCAGCGAGUGGUCCCGCUUGAGAGCCCUGUAUGCCGAGAAGGAGGAGAUUCUCGAGCGACACAGGCACCGAUAUGAAGUCAACCCCGAGUACAUCGACCGCCUUGAGCAGGGAGGUCUGACCUUUAUCGGUAAAGAUGACAAGGGCGAGCGUAUGGAGGUCAUCGAGAUUAGGGAUCACCCGUGGUACGUGGGAGUGCAGUUCCAUCCCGAGUACCUUUCUCGGGUGCUGGAUCCGAGCCGGCCUUACCUUGGCUUCAUCGCCGCCAGUGCUGGGAUGCUGGAGCAGAUCACGGCGGAAUACCUCAGUGGGAAUGGCACUGCUCCUGCGGUUGAGGCGAUCACAAUUGGAGUGGAUGGGUUGAAGGUGAACAAGGAAACUGGGCUGUUUUAG